This is a messenger RNA of Chaetomium strumarium, 492 nucleotides long. RefSeq lists its product as uncharacterized. The coding region runs from base 117 to 365 and encodes 82 amino acids. The transcript has 3 exons. The record is from RefSeq and is a predicted model, not a curated record. Lineage: Eukaryota; Fungi; Ascomycota; Sordariomycetes; Sordariales; Chaetomiaceae.
GUUACACAAUCCCACCCCACCACAUGCUAGCCGCAUGAAACCGGCGACUCUAGGGACCCGCUAUUGGGCAUCUGCAUGAACCUUCUACUGUGUAAUAAAGGGCAUACAGCGCCACCAUGGCUUCUUUCUUAAACGUACUACUUACAUCCACAUACCUGCUACGAUUUUGGUCAACUCAUAGUGCGCGACGUGUUCCCGGAGGCAACAUGCCCCGACAACUCGUUCAUCGCUUAAAGUUCAUCUCCCCCAAUGAGAUCCUGGAUGCAUUGAUCGGGGGAUACGCCAUCAUCCAUCCUGUCGCUCGUCUUCGGCCUGUUCAGCAUCUCCUCGUUCUCCAGCUCGCGACAAGCCAAUCAACAAGCUGACGUCGCCAACCUCCUCGCCUUUAUGCAACUAUGUAUGCAGCAAGAAUCAGAGGACGUCCGCAGUCUAUGUGACAAGAGCAGACCCGCAGCACUCGAGGCGUUGGCCAGAUACGUGGAUACCGGCUUU